AGGAGACUCUGACUGUGCAGUAUCAACAUGGUUGGAUUUACCAAGAAGUCUGGACAGUCAUAUGGUUAAUAGGAAAUUGUCCUGUUCAUUUCUGAUCCGAGGUGUUUGAUAAGAGGCAGAACUAUGGAGUAUCCUCUGGUGUGGGUUCUCAUCCUGGUGCUGCUCAACUUCACUACAGAUGUCUCUGGCCAGGUGGUGGUUCCCUCGAUGAACCCCUUAGCUGUGGGCAGUAAUGUCACCCUGAACCUAGUUCCUCAAAGCCCCAUCAACAUAGGGACCUGGUCAUAUGAAACUACAACCAUCGUACUUUUCUAUCCUGGUGGCAGUAGUGUGGGUACAAGUUAUCGAGGCAGAGUCUUAUUCUCCUCCUCAGAGCUGUCCAUAAGCUCUCUCCAACUCAACGACUCAGGACGAUAUACCGUGCAGGGAAUGGAGCCAGUCCUGAAUGCUGUGGUUACUUUGUCUGUCCAGGAGCCCAUUUCAAACGUGACUCUAAGGGCCAACGACACUAAUCUAGUGGAAUUGAACGACACUGCCAUGUUCACCUGCUCCGUCUCCUCUGGCACCUCCCUCUCCUACCGCUGGAUGAAUGGCAGCUCAGAGGUCACAGCCAGUGACAGAGUUCGGCUUGGUGGUGGGUACAGCACUCUCACCAUAGUCAGUGUGACACGACAUGAUGAAGGGCCGUUCAGAUGUGAGAUCAUCAAUGGAAUCAGCAAUGGAACCAGCCAGCCCAUUGGCCUCAAUGUUAGAUAUGGCCCAAGUAACCUCACCAUGAUGGUAGUUCCUGAGAUGACCAUAGGACAUACAGCCUACAAGACGGGCUCUGACAUCACUCUGUCCUGCUCCGCUCAGUCCAAACCCGCUGAGUCCUACAAGUGGAGGUUUAAUGGGAUGUUCCUCAACGAGCAAAGCCCACAGCUCAGCCUGCAGAACACCAGAGAGAACCAGACAGGAAGUUAUGCCUGCUUAGCCUACAACAAUGUCACAAUCCAAUUUGCCAAUAUAAACACAAUGAUAAAGAUCGUGGAGCCGAUAUCAGCGGUUUCGUUGAACCGUGAUGGGAAGCCACCGAUACUGGAUCAGUUGUUCACUCUGCGGUGUGAGGUGACUGGACCUGUAAACUACAUUCACUGGCUGAUGAACGGCCAGCUCAUCUCCCUAAAUAACAGAACAUUCUUCUCUACGGUCAACAACACAAUGGUUAUCAACCCAAUCCAGUUGUCUGACAAUGGAGAAUAUCUCUGUGAGGCCUUUAAUGCUGUUAGCAACCUGACCAGCAUGACAUACAAGCUUGUGGUAAACUUUGGACCAGAGAGACCUGCUAUAACUACUCCGGAUAUAGCAAUGACAGGACACAUCGUGACCUUCAACUGCUCUGCCUCCUCUCAGCCUCUCAGCCAGUUCAGCUGGUUCUUCAAUGGAUCCCAGGUGGCGACAGGCACAGUGUAUGAGAUGGGCCCACUGACCUUAGCCAGUCAUGGGGAAUACACCUGUGUGGCCUUCAACAACAUCACUUGCAGAAACAGCACUGUCUCCAAGAUGCUCACUGUUGUUGCACCUGUGACCAUGACCAUGGUGAAAGUCAUUGGAGCCCAGCCAAUACUGAAGGAGAGAUUCUCUCUGACCUGUGGCACCGCUGGAACGGUUUACUCCAUUCAGUGGAUGAGGAACGGCUGGCCUCUGUAUGCUGACAACAGAACAGACUUCUCUAUGAACAACAAUACACUGACAUUCAACUCAUUACAGCAUUCUGACAACGGAGACUAUCAGUGUUCUGCCUCCAACCCCUUCAGCAACAUGACCAGCCCAUUCUACAAACUAAUCAUCAACUAUGGACCGGAGAUGCCUAUAAUAACAGGACCAGCAUUAGGAGAAACAGGACACAGCGUGACCUUCAACUGCUCUGCCUCCUCUCUGCCUCUCAGCCAGUUCAGCUGGUUCUUCAAUGGAUCCCAGGUGGCGACUGGCUCAGUGUAUGAGAUGGGCCCACUGACCUUAGCCUGUCAUGGGGAAUACACCUGUGUGGCCUUCAACAACAUCACUUGCAGAAACAGCACUGUCUCCAAGAUGCUCACUGUUGUUGCAACAGUGACCAUGACCAUGGUGAAAGUAAUUGGAGCCCAGCCAAUCCUGAACGAGAGAUUCUCUCUGACCUGUGGCACCGCUGGAACGGUUUACUCCAUUCAGUGGAUGAGGAACGGCUGGCCUCUGUAUGCUGACAACAGAACAGACUUCUCUAUGAACAACAAUACACUGACAUUCAACUCUGUCCAGCAUUCUGACAAAGGAGACUAUCAGUGUUCUGCUUCCAACCCCCUCAGCAACAUGACCAGCACAGAAUAUAGACUGAUCGUCAACUAUGGACCAGAGUUGCCUAUAAUAACAGGACCAGCAUUAGGAGAAACAGGACACAGCGUGACCUUCAACUGCUCUGCCUCCUCUCAGCCUCUCAGCCAGUUCAGCUGGUUCUUCAAUGGAUCCCAGGUGGCGACAGGCUCAGUGUAUGAGACUGGCCCACUGACCUUAGCCAGUCAUGGGGAAUACACCUGUGUGGCCUUCAACAACAUCACUUGCAGAAACAGCACUGUCUCAAACAUGCUCACUAUUGUUGCACCUGUGACCAUGACCAUGGUGAAAGUAAUUGGAGCCCAGCCAAUCCUGAACGAGAGAUUCUCUCUGACCUGUGGCACCGCUGGAACGGUUUACUCCAUUCAGUGGAUGAAGAACGGCUGGCCUCUGUUUGCUGAUAACAGAACAGACUUCUCUAUGAACAACAAUACACUGACAUUCAACUCUGUCCAGCAUUCUGACAACGGAGACUAUCAGUGUUCUGCCUCCAACCCCCUCAGCAACAUGACCAGCACAGAAUACAGACUGAUCGUCAACUAUGGACCGGAGAUGCCUAUAAUAACAGGACCAGCAUUAGGAGAAACAGGACACAGCGUGACCUUCAACUGCUCUGCCUCCUCUCAGCCUCUCAGCCAGUUCAGCUGGUUCUUCAAUGGAUCCCAGGUGGCGACAGGCUCAGUGUAUGAGACGGGCCCACUGACCUUAGCCAGUCAUGGGGAAUACACCUGUGUGGCCUUCAACAACAUCACUUGCAGAAAUAGCACUGUCUCAAACAUGCUCACUGUUGUUGCAACAGUGACCAUGACCAUGGUGAAAGUAAUUGGAGCCCAGCCAAUCCUGAACGAGAGAUUCUCUCUGACCUGUGGCACCGCUGGAACGGUUUACUCCAUUCAGUGGAUGAAGAACGGCUGGCCUCUGUAUGCUGACAACAGAACAGACUUCUCUAUGAACAACAAUACACUGACAUUCAACUCUGUCCAGCAUUCUGACAAAGGAGACUAUCAGUGUUCUGCUUCCAACCCCCUCAGCAACAUGACCAGCACAGAAAAUAGACUGAUCGUCAACUAUGGACCGGAGUUGCCUAUAAUAACAGGACCAGCAUUAGGAGAAACAGGACACAGCGUGACCUUCAACUGCUCUGCCUCCUCUCAGCCUCUCAGCCAGUUCAGCUGGUUCUUCAAUGGAUCCCAGGUGGCGACAGGCUCAGUGUAUGAGACUGGCCCACUGACCUUAGCCAGUCAUGGGGAAUACACCUGUGUGGCCUUCAACAACAUCACUUGCAGAAACAGCACUGUCUCAAACAUGCUCACUAUUGUUGCACCUGUGACCAUGACCAUGGUGAAAGUAAUUGGAGCCCAGCCAAUCCUGAACGAGAGAUUCUCUCUGACCUGUGGCACCGCUGGAACGGUUUACUCCAUUCAGUGGAUGAAGAACGGCUGGCCUCUGUUUGCUGAUAACAGAACAGACUUCUCUAUGAACAACAAUACACUGACAUUCAACUCUGUCCAGCAUUCUGACAACGGAGACUAUCAGUGUUCUGCCUCCAACCCCCUCAGCAACAUGACCAGCACAGAAUACAGACUGAUCGUCAACUAUGGACCGGAGUUGCCUAUAAUAACAGGACCAGCAUUAGGAGAAACAGGACACAGCGUGACCUUCAACUGCUCUGCCUCCUCUCAGCCUCUCAGCCAGUUCAGCUGGUUCUUCAAUGGAUCCCAGGUGGCGACAGGCUCAGUGUAUGAGACUGGCCCACUGACCUUAGCCAGUCAUGGGGAAUACACCUGUGUGGCCUUCAACAACAUCACUUGCAGAAACAGCACUGUCUCAAACAUGCUCACUAUUGUUGCACCUGUGACCAUGACCAUGGUGAAAGUAAUUGGAGCCCAGCCAAUCCUGAACGAGAGAUUCUCUCUGACCUGUGGCACCGCUGGAACGGUUUACUCCAUUCAGUGGAUGAAGAACGGCUGGCCUCUGUUUGCUGAUAACAGAACAGACUUCUCUAUGAACAACAAUACACUGACAUUCAACUCUGUCCAGCAUUCUGACAACGGAGACUAUCAGUGUUCUGCCUCCAACCCCCUCAGCAACAUGACCAGCACAGAAUACAGACUGAUCGUCAACUAUGGACCGGAGUUGCCUAUAAUAACAGGACCAGCAUUAGGAGAAACAGGACACAGCGUGACCUUCAACUGCUCUGCCUCCUCUCAGCCUCUCAGCCAGUUCAGCUGGUUCUUCAAUGGAUCCCAGGUGGCGACAGGCUCAGUGUAUGAGACUGGCCCACUGACCUUAGCCAGUCAUGGGGAAUACACCUGUGUGGCCUUCAACAACAUCACUUGCAGAAACAGCACUGUCUCAAACAUGCUCACUAUUGUUGCACCUGUGACCAUGACCAUGGUGAAAGUAAUUGGAGCCCAGCCAAUCCUGAACGAGAGAUUCUCUCUGACCUGUGGCACCGCUGGAACGGUUUACUCCAUUCAGUGGAUGAAGAACGGCUGGCCUCUGUUUGCUGAUAACAGAACAGACUUCUCUAUGAACAACAAUACACUGACAUUCAACUCUGUCCAGCAUUCUGACAACGGAGACUAUCAGUGUUCUGCCUCCAACCCCUCAGCAACAUGACCAGCACAGAAUACAGACUGAUCGUCAACUAUGGACCGGAGUUGCCUAUAAUAACAGGACCAGCAUUAGGAGAAACAGGACACAGCGUGACCUUCAACUGCUCUGCCUCCUCUCAGCCUCUCAGCCAGUUCAGCUGGUUCUUCAAUGGAUCCCAGGUGGCGACAGGCUCAGUGUAUGAGACUGGCCCACUGACCUUAGCCAGUCAUGGGGAAUACACCUGUGUGGCCUUCAACAACAUCACUUGCAGAAACAGCACUGUCUCAAACAUGCUCACUAUUGUUGCAACAGUGACCAUGACCAUGGUGAAAGUAAUUGGAGCCCAGCCAAUCCUGAACGAGAGAUUCUCUCUGACCUGUGGCACCGCUGGAACGGUUUACUCCAUUCAGUGGAUGAAGAACGGCUGGCCUCUGUUUGCUGACAACA
Oncorhynchus tshawytscha (Chinook salmon) is the source of this 5394-nucleotide messenger RNA. Its product is annotated as hemicentin-1-like. Bases 124 to 4971 code for a protein of 1615 amino acids. The transcript is spliced from 21 exons. The record is from RefSeq and is a predicted model, not a curated record. Lineage: Eukaryota; Metazoa; Chordata; Actinopteri; Salmoniformes; Salmonidae.